Zea mays is the source of this 947-nucleotide messenger RNA. RefSeq lists its product as uncharacterized. The record is from RefSeq and is a predicted model, not a curated record. The transcript has a single exon. Bases 81 to 716 code for a protein of 211 amino acids. Lineage: Eukaryota; Viridiplantae; Streptophyta; Magnoliopsida; Poales; Poaceae.
CAUUCAACGCCAAUUCACAAUCCUUCACGGCUUCACCUUCGCAACUUCUAGAAGCUUCUUUCUACGCUCCCUCCCUCACCAUGGGCAACGGCCUCUCCCCUUGUCUGUGUCCCAGAGCCGAGCGCGGCGAGACGGCGCGACUGGUGUUCUGGGGUGGGUCGGCGAGGAUGGCCGACGAGCGGCUGUCCAUCACCGCCGGGGACGUCACGGCGGAGCUCCCAGACCAGCACCUCGUCUGCGCCGCGGACUCCUUCUUCAUCGGCCUGCCGGUCCCGGCGCUGUCUCCGUGCGAGCGGCUCGUGGCCGGGCGGACCUACUUCGUGCUCCCCGCGGCGCGCUUCUCCUGCAGCCAGGCGCUCACCGCCGCGACGCUCGCCAAACUCUCGCCGUCCUCCGCGGCGAAGGUGCCCCUCGCCGGCGGCGCAGCGUCCCCUUUCGAGUACGUCACUGGCUCCGACGGCGCGCCGCUCAUCAGGAUCCUGCCCGAGUUCAUCGAGAAGGUGAUCACGUCAUGCGGCGGCGGCAAGGGCGGCACGGCGGCGACGGAGCACCUGUGCAGCACGCCGGAGCUGAGGAAGCACUACAUGCAGCUUGUCGGGGCGCGGGCGGAGAGGCCGUGGUCGCCAGGGCUUGAGACGAUAUCCGAGGCCGACAAGAGGAGGAGGAUGCUGUCGCCAGUGAGGCUGGUCGGGCUGGCAAUGCCUUCUUCAAGAUAGCCUGCUGCAUAUGCAUGGAUAGAUUGACAUAUCAGGAUAGAGAAUUUACGCUUCUUGAUGCAAGAGGCAGAAGAAGCAAUGUAGAUACAAAUACAGAAACGAGAGAGUAGGCACAUUGGAUUUAGUUUUAGUUCAUCAAUUUUUUUUCAUUCUCUCCUUUAAACAGAGGAUACUCCAACUGGAUGGAAUCAUGGAAGUUAUUAAAUAAAUUGCAUAUGUCAUCAAAGUUUG